UCUGGGGGGAGCCUCAGGGGUCCGAGAAGUCUGCACACACACCCACACAACGCUACCGAGCACUUCACUCUUUCACUUCUCUCAAAACCCUAAGUUCCCCCCGUCUCUCUCUCUCUCUCUCUCUCUCUCUCUUCCCUGCUCCGGGCUUGCUGCCCUACCAUGGCGGACCAGUACAACAUCAACGAAGAGAAGUACGUGAAGGACAGUCACACCAAGGAGAUAGACCUGGUCAACCGGGACCCCAAGCAGAUCAAUGAAGAUGUGGUCAAGGUGGACUUUGAGGACGUGAUCGCUGAGCCAGACGGAACUCACAGUCUGGAUGGAGUGUGGAAGGCCAGCUACACCACCUUCACCGUCUCCAAGUACUGGUGCUAUCGCAUACUGUCGGCCAUCUUUGGCGUGCCCGUGGCCCUGCUCUGGGGCUUCCUGUUCGCCUGCAUCUCCUUCUGCCACAUCUGGGCUGUCAUGCCCUGCAUCAAGAGCUACCUGAUCGAGACCCAGUGCCUAAGCCGGAUCUACUCCCUCUGCAUCCACACCUUCUGUGAUCCGCUCUUCGAAGCCAUAGGCAAGAUCUGCAGCAGCGUGCGUGUGGUGGUCCGCAAAGAGGUGUAGGGCCAAGGAGAACAGCCACGGAGUGUUUACAAGCCUGCCCUUUGGCACAAACAGCAGUUCAUCCCUCUCCCUGCCUGUUCUCUCCUAGCUUCUCUCCCCCUUUCUCCCCCAUCACACCCACGUCUCUGCAACUUGCACCCGAAAUGUCUUAGAUCUUCUUCUGCUGCCCUGUGAUGGCUUCUCGGUUGCUCUGAUUAAGUGCAACGAAGCUCUGUGACACAGCCACAUGUGGAUGCCAUACUGAGAAAGGAAAAAAGCUCAAUUCAUUGAGGUGACAGGACUUGCAGCUGUGCGAAUGACAAACAGCAUGCUGACGAGAGAACCAUUGCAGUCGUGUCAAUUGUCUGUAACAUCUCAGUGAGAUAGUUUGCCAACAUGAGGAUCUUUAUAGAUACAAUAUCAGACAAUGUGUGUUCUCACUUCUUGACAGUAAUUGUUUAGCUAGUCACAAGUAACCAAGAAAUUUACAGUAUGAUUAUUGAGUGAUUAUGAGUGAAUGCAAUCUUGUCUUUUAACACUGAGGCAGAAACCCAAGUUUCUACCAUUCAAUUAGUUACAUUUUGUAUAUUUAAAUAAAUAUGAUCUAAAUAUUUUGA
Molecule: messenger RNA, 1208 nt
Organism: Alosa alosa (allis shad)
Lineage: Eukaryota; Metazoa; Chordata; Actinopteri; Clupeiformes; Clupeidae
Gene: cav3
Product: caveolin 3
Exons: 2
Coding region: 160-612 (150 amino acids)
Biological process (GO): caveola assembly; regulation of membrane potential
Cellular component (GO): caveola
Molecular function (GO): molecular adaptor activity; connexin binding; transmembrane transporter binding
Source: RefSeq, a predicted model, not a curated record